AUGCCUCGGUUAAAGAAGGAUGAAACAGGUGUAGUUGUCUAUCCAAGCAAAUUCACAAGAAGCAAUCUUGCAGACGAAGUCUCCCCUCGUGACAAGCGUCAGGUAUGUUUAUAUAUAUAUAUAUAUUUGUUUAUAUUUGUCAUUUGAUAAAUAUUUUGAUCGCGUCAUUCGCGUGCAUUGUGUCGGCAUUCAUUUGUCUUACAUGUAUUAUUGUAUUUAAUAAUUUAUAAGUUUGCGUCUCUUUUAUUGGUUAGGGAAGAAGGAAAGUCAAAAUGAUUCUGGCUGAAGCAUCUUCGUCGUAUGAAGAUAUAAAACUCGAGGAUGAAGAUGAGAUGUCAUCUGAUGCUAUUGAAACGACCAGUAUGCAUGUCGAUGAUCCUAGGGAUGUGACAUCCCUUUCGUUCGACCAGGUAUUAAAGGCUUUGUUUAUAAAGUGUAAACUAUAAAUCAUUCUAGUACUUGCUAACCAAGAAUCCAAGUCCUAUUACUGUAUUAAGAUAUGCAAUAUGAUUAAUAAAUUACAAUUAUACUUUCAGAAGUUUGUUGACAGUGAAACCCAGACAGAGGAAUGUGUAGGAUGCAAAUGUCUAUCCACAAAAAACAAAAGGCUGAGGAGCAGUUUGAAGACGGCAAUGUUUAAAUUGAAAAAAGAAAGAUUUGCACAAGAGACUGAUCAAGGUAUUUAAUAAUGCCAAACUAUAAUUGUCUUGAGUCCAACUUUAAAUUCCUAGGACCUAAAUAACCCCAUGUUAUCGAUGGAAUAUUGGUUGGAUAAAAUAGCAAAAUAACAUGCUGCUAAACUCACAUGCCCUCUACAUGUGUUUAGACGAUACCAAUGAGAACUGCCCGGAACCUUGCCAAGAACCACAUGAUGAAGUCAUGCAGUUAUCCGACAAUGAUAUGGACACAGAUGAUGAAUACAUGAUGGAAGAAGAUGACAGCAUGGAUUUGUCAGAUGACAGUGAUGAUGAUAUUGGUGAAGAUGGAGAAGAUGAAAUAUUUCAUUCAGUGAAUAGGUAUGGUAUAUUUUGUGUAGAUUUGUCUGUGAUUUAAUCAGAAUUUAUCCCUCCUAUCACACUUAUGGGAUGAGAUAUGAGAGGUUGACAAAUGCUGCAACUGAUUCUAAUGAUCCCUUAAAACCUGAAUACAUCAGCACAGAUAAUACUGUAUGAAUUGAAUAUGGUGCUUACCACCAUAAAAUAUGCAUUGUUAGCACAAUGCAAGCCUACAAUUAACUUUAGUAAUAUCAGUUAAUAUGGAAUUUUUCUUUUAUCUAGAGAAGAUAUUACAGACAAUAUCCGCCAACAGCCAAAGUUUGUUGUGUUCCUCACACAGUUACUGUUACUGUUCAAGACUUGCUUCUUUUGCCGCCAUGAAAGUGAGCCUUCACUGAAAGUGUCACAAGUUGGAACAAUGGUAACAAUAACUGCCAGCUGCCAAAACCCAAAGUGUAAGAAAGACUUUGUCUGGAAAAGUCAGCAACUAAUGCCAGGGUCAAAAAUUUAUGCAGGAAAUUUCCUGUUAUCCUUUGCUAUCUUGGUAGCUGGAUCAUCAGCAAGGAAAAUUUUGCAAGUUAUGAAGCACAUGGGACUUGCUUGCAUUUCAUUGUCUACAUAUUUUAGAAAUCAACGAGUAAGUAUCAUUAAAAACACUGAAAUGCACAAAUACAUUUCUUUGUGAACCAGGCUAAAGAAGCUGGCUCUUUGGUUUUGGCAGGAGAUGGUCGGCAUGACAGUAUGGGACAUUGUGCAAAAUAUUGUGCAUAUACAAUAUUCAGCUGCACCACAUCCAUCAUUAUUCACUUUUCCCUAGUACAGGUAAAUGAAAAGUACUGUAAAUAUAACUCAAUACUUUCCAGCCCGUUAAUUAUAGUAUUGGUUGCAUGAAUCUAUUUCUUGUAUAUAUGUGAGUAAAACUAUGUGUUGGUUAUGUAGUGAUGUUCUAUUCCCCAAUAUUGAACACACCUUAUUCGACAUAUAGCGAAAUGAAGCCGGUAGCGGCCCAGCAAUGGAAUAUUUGGCAUUCCAAAACUGUAUGGGAUUCUUGUCGGGAUGUCAACUUGUGAUGUCAACAUUCGUUUCUGACAGACAUGGUUCCAUCAGCAAACACAUGAAGACAAAGUUGGCUAAUCUGAAACAUUACUUUGAUUUGUGGCAUCUGAAAAAGAGUAAGUGGUGUACCAAGAAAAUGAAUAGAUGGUAUACAAAUAUCAUGGGCUAA
Messenger RNA from Paramuricea clavata, 2220 nucleotides. The record is from the annotation of a GenBank genome assembly. NCBI's taxonomy places the organism in Eukaryota, Metazoa, Cnidaria, Anthozoa, Malacalcyonacea, Plexauridae.